AUGUCGAAUCGAGCAUCCAUGGAGAUCCACGACGAAGCAGCAGACAACCCUCGCCAGUUGCACAAUAUCGGCGAGGAAGAGCUCGACCCUCAUAUCUACGACGACAAGGGCGAUCCUCAUCGCACCGCGCUGGAGGACAGCAAUGCCGACGGCAAGGUGUCCCGAUCGACCAUCGUGGCCAUAUUCUUUCUAUCUUUCACUGUGCAUCCGGCUUUGAGUUUCACUCUGCUGACAGUCUUCCCCAUCGCCAAUAGGAUUGGAUUGGAGUUGCAGGGUGGAACUCAAAAUGUUGGCUGGAUGGCCUCCGGUUGGUCAAUUGCAGGCAGCGUUGCGUUUGCAAUCGCCGGCCAACUCAGUGACUACUUUGGUAGGCGCAAUAUCAUUCUCUCCGGCCAGACUCUAUUAAUCAUUGGCCACAUCGUUGCCGCUACUGCACAAAGUGUGAACCAAUGUAUUGCCGGCAUGGUCAUUCUGGGAACCGGGACAGGUACUAUGUUUGUUGUGUACCCUAGUAUAUCUGAACUGCUACCCAACCGUUACCGAUCUAUCGGAGUAGGCUUCACUGAUUUCUGUUUACUACCUUUCAGCACAUUUGGGCCUCUUAUUAGUCUGUGUCUACAAGAACGGGCCACCUGGCGCUGGGUCUUUAUCCUAGGUGUUAUCACCGGCGUGAUUUCCUUAGUAGGAACAGCUAUCUUCUACACACCACCAUCGCGACCACUAAUGGAUCGCACCCGCCUUCAGAUUCUGCGUGAGCUUGAUUAUCCUGGUAUCUUUUUAUAUAGUGCUGGUCUCACCCUCUUCCUUCUCGGUCUUGGAUGGGCUGGGAUAACUCAACCGUGGAAGAGCGCCGCCGUGCUGGUACCGUUGAUUUUGGGGUUUGUGAUUUUUACACUGGCCUUUGUCUGGGAUUUCGGGGGCUAUGCCAAACGGCCAAAUUUCCCAUACCACAUCAUGUCGAAGGUCCGCGAGUAUACCAUGUUGUUGAUUCUCAUCUUCGUGGUCGGCCUCGUUUACAUCUCCAUGACUGACUUGAUCCCCGCGAACAUCGCGGCUGUGUACACCAGCGACGGUAUCAAGGCCGGAUACUACAACAUCCCAGCUGGGUUCGGCGGCUCGAUUGGAGGCGUGGUGCUUGGUACAUUUGCCUACCGUAUUCGCCAUGUCCACUGGCAGCUGGCGGUGGCCGUCGCCAUUCAGACUAUUUUCACGGCCCUGCUCGCUCUCAGCACCCCCAACCGACUACCACUGGCGUUGGUCUGUCAAUUCUUCGCCAAUCUGCCGUUUGCAUGGCUUACCACGUGCUGCUAUCUCACUGCGAGUAUUCACGUGCCUCAGAGAAAUAUUGGCUUAGCUCUUGGCCUUUUAGGCACAUUCCGAUUCCUCGGCGGCGCCAUUGGCACCACGAUCUUCACAACGAUAUUGAACAACAAAUCUACCCCGGCAAUUCUCAGCCGAGUCACAGAUGCCGUGGUGCCACUAGGGUACCCGUCCAGUGAAAUCCCAAGUCUUAUUUCCUACUUGUCGGCCAGUGGCUUAUCUGCAAAUCUGACCGUCGACGCAUCAGCCCAUGUAAUCGAUGCUGCGAAGAAAGCUAUUCAAUGGGGGUGGAGCGAUGCGUACAAGAUAGUGUGGCUGUCCACCAUUCCGUUUGGUGUCAUUGCGUUUAUUGGGGCGACCUUCGUGCGCGACCCUUCCCCGUAUUUGACGAACCAUGUCUCUGUCACAUUGGAGAAGGAGCGGUUGAAUGUGAAGCAAACGCACAGCAGUGUAGUCGAGUCUGACAGUGUGGAGAAGUCUGGAAGUCAGGUUGUAUAA
Molecule: messenger RNA, 1818 nt
Organism: Talaromyces rugulosus
Lineage: Eukaryota; Fungi; Ascomycota; Eurotiomycetes; Eurotiales; Trichocomaceae
Exons: 2
Coding region: 1-1818 (605 amino acids)
Biological process (GO): transmembrane transport
Cellular component (GO): membrane
Molecular function (GO): transmembrane transporter activity
Source: RefSeq, a predicted model, not a curated record